UCCAAGUGGUUCAAUUCAAAUCAUCUGACGCCUUAUUAAGGAGAUUCACUUAUUACAAGUCCUUGUGAGGAGCACUGCACACUGUUGCUAACAAUUGAAGAUGUCUCUUCCGUUGUCAGUGCUGAUAUGUCUGUCAGCUAUCCAGCUGUGUAUGGGAGAUCAGCCUGUGGAGGAAGUCAUCACAGCAAAAAAAGUGCCUCUACUGGGCGGCUGGUUUGAAAGGAGUCCAGACUCAGCUGAGGUUCAGGAGGCAACUCAAUAUGCUGUGAAGAUGUUCAACACACACUCCAAGGGCAAGAAAAUGUUCAAACUGGUCACCAUCAACUCUGCUCAGACUCAGGUGACCAGCAUGAUCAACUUCAAGAUUGAUGCUAUCCUGGCAAAAACCAAGUGUCUCAAGAGUGAAAAUCAUGACUUGAACAGCUGCAGUCUUGAGAAAAAGCAUCUGAAGUGCCACUUUGAGGUGACUAUGAACCCCCGCAACAACAAACAUGAGCUGCAGAGACACAAGUGCAGGAAACUAGUGGAGAAGCAUCAGAGCUUAGAACUCACCUUCUGGGACCAUUUUCCAGUUGAUCCUGACAUAUUGGUCCCUAUCAUUCCUGGUAUGCUCAUGGUGAAAGCCCAGUAUGUGCAGGAGCUUAUUCUGAAUGAUCCCAUGAUGAAGGCAGCCAUACACAGAGAAAUCACCUGCUUCCUUCCAUCUUUGCCGAUGAACAGCUGCAUGAGUUCAGUCAGCCUGAUAGUCAAACCCUCCCAAAAAACAACGCUGGCAGGCGUGGGGGCAGUGGGGGUCACAGGAGGUGGUAGAGAUGCCACCUCAACAGAAUGCCAGCCUCUUCACCUCUUGGGGAAGAAGCUGAUCUGA
This is a messenger RNA of Scomber scombrus (Atlantic mackerel), 868 nucleotides long. RefSeq lists its product as uncharacterized. The coding region runs from base 101 to 868 and encodes 255 amino acids. Gene Ontology annotation, molecular function: cysteine-type endopeptidase inhibitor activity. The transcript is spliced from 7 exons. NCBI's taxonomy places the organism in Eukaryota, Metazoa, Chordata, Actinopteri, Scombriformes, Scombridae. The record is from RefSeq and is a predicted model, not a curated record.